Lytechinus variegatus (green sea urchin) is the source of this 754-nucleotide messenger RNA. RefSeq lists its product as uncharacterized. The coding region runs from base 123 to 713 and encodes 196 amino acids. The transcript has a single exon. The record is from RefSeq and is a predicted model, not a curated record. NCBI's taxonomy places the organism in Eukaryota, Metazoa, Echinodermata, Echinoidea, Temnopleuroida, Toxopneustidae.
CGAAAAUACGGCCGGUAAAUUUGUGCCGUGUGCUUCCUUCACUGUAUUGUGUGCGUAUUAUUGAUCCUACGCCUACAUUCUUUGCUCAUAAUUUAUCGAAAAUUCCUUCAAGAGCUAUCGAAAUGGAUGAGGAGGCUCCUUCGAUCGAUGACAUCCGUUUGUGGACUGUGCCACGUCUAAAAGACUUUUUGAGGCAGCGGAGACUGAAGGUUUCAGGACGGAAAGACGAGCUGGUCGCCCUUGUUUUUUCUGUCUUGCAGUCACCAGGGCUAGCCCCUGUCACGCAGCCUUACGCCGGGCCCUCAGCCGGAGGUAGUGGGUCAAUCACGGACCUCCUCCGUCUUAAAGAUGGUACUCUCCUGCCUGAUCCGAGCACCCUUACUGAUUGGGAGACAGAAACUUCUGCCAUAACAAAAUGGCCCCCUACAAUGGCAUUUGAUCUCCAUGCCUACCUGACAAACAUCGAUGACAUCCCACUUGGAAAAAGACUGAUGUCUGAUUAUAAGGAGGGCAAAGCAUACAGUUAUUUUGCAUCAGGCUGGCUGAAGCAGGUGUACUACCAUCCAAUUUCAACAACCAGCAAGUACUGUUUUUUGCGAACUGAGUGUGUUCCAUCACAACGAAUUAAUAACAUUCCGUGGAAAGUGUGGGUGGCCAUAGAGAAAAAGUCUGGAACUAUACAGAAUGCGUACUGCACUUGCUUUGCUGGGUAAGCAUCAAACAAGUUCAACUCUCUUAGCAUUGUUUAUCUAAU